This is a messenger RNA of Harpegnathos saltator (Jerdon's jumping ant), 2040 nucleotides long. RefSeq lists its product as uncharacterized. The coding region runs from base 1 to 555 and encodes 184 amino acids. The transcript has 2 exons. Lineage: Eukaryota; Metazoa; Arthropoda; Insecta; Hymenoptera; Formicidae. The record is from RefSeq and is a predicted model, not a curated record.
AUGGAGCAUGGAAAUCCAUCGACAAGUAAAAUCGAAGGAUCAUAUAAAAAGCGUAAAAUUAAGGCAUUUAAACAAUCAUGGUUAGAAAAUGAGAAAUUUAAAGAUUGGUUAAUAUUACACUCUGACGGUACGAGGGCUUAUUGUACUGCGUGUGGUAAAAUUCUUGCGUGUGGUAAAUCCGAAUUGAUUAAACAUGCAGUUCGAAAGAUUCAUAUAUCUAAUAUUAGUAGACAAAAAUUAGAUAAAAUUAGUAAUAACACGUCCGGUAAUUUAUUCAAUAAACUUGUAAAUGAUAAACCUGUCUCAUCGUUUACUACAGAAAGUGUGGACUAUGUAGAGAAAGUAAAACUAGCCGAAAACAAAUUAGCAACAUUUUACGCGGAAUAUGAUGUAGCUCUGGAUUCGUUGAAUCAUAUGGUCUUUUUGUUGCAAGAUCUUUGCAUACAACCACAAAUAAUAAAUGAUCUUACAUUGUCACGAAGGAAAUGCACGCAAAUUAUAAAAAAUGUGAUUGCGAGCGACGGCAUUGAAUACGAGGUUGGUCAAUGCGAGUAACCAUCUGAUUUGUAUCCGGCUACAAGAUAAACCCGUAAUGGAUUUGAUGUCGACUUCCCCGAAGGUAACCGACUUAGUGACGGACUGGAAAGUCGUCCAGGGAAUUGAAACCCUGUCAGACCACCUAGACAUAGCCUGCAGAAUCGGCAGCUCACCAGCGCGAUAUUUGAGAUUUAAGAAACCCAAAUAUCCUAGAUGGGAUAUGCAUGCUAUGGACUACACGUUACUAGUGGAAUGGAUGCUCUGGCACGACACUGCAAUGAUCCCGAAUAUGAUAUCGGCUGAGAAGUUUGUGACCUGGAUUUCGAGCGUAAUAACCAACGCAUGUAAUCUUGCUGCCCCUAGAAUUAACAGCAAACAAUCCUGCUGGUGGAGUGCUGAAAUUGACACGUUGAGGGCUGAAUCUAACUAUACCCGUCGGGUUUGGAAAAGAGCAAACAGGAGUGCGAAUCAGGCCAGGAGAGAGCACACAGAGGAGCUUUAUAGAACAGCUAAGAAGAAAUAUAAGGAAGCAAUCUAUCAAACCAAGGAAGCGACAUGGCAAAACCUACUAAACACUGUGAAAACGGACCCCUGGGAUCUUCCUUAUGAAAAAAAAUUAUAUGUGAGCUGCUACCUACGAAGAGGAUGUAUGGAUAUUACUGAGAGCUUAGACAAGAACGUUCUCGAUUCUCUUUUGAGGUCUUUCUUUCCUACCAAGGUCUCACAUGUCCCUUCCAAAGAGACACAUAAUGUCGGAACAUGGGAUAAUGCUUGGGAUGUGCAACCCUCUGAAGUUAAAAUGGCCAUUGCCAAAAGUAGCGGAAAUUCCGCUCCGGGUCCUGACGGAAUCCACGCCUCCGUACGGAAAAAGAUGCCGGAGAUGACGGUGCUGCAAUUUACUAGUUGUAUAAACACUUGUCUGAAGGAAGGUGUUUUUCCGAAGCGCUGGAAGAGAGCAUUCUUGAUCUUGAUUCUUGAAGAAACCCCUCUCGACCGGAGUGGGCCGAGGAUUUGGCCCAUAUGUUUACUCAACGAGGCCGGUAAAAUUUUCGAGAGAGUCCUGGCUGUACGGAUCAAGAACUGGAUAGACGAACACGCUGCAGCCACUCUUAGCUCGAACCAAUUUGGCUUUCGUGAAGAUAGAUCCACAUGCGACGCUGUAUUGCAAGUAAAAGACUAUAUUCAAAAGGCCUGGCAGGAAGGGAAUGUUGUAGUUUUGGUAAAUCUUGAUAUUACAAAUGCUUUCAACUCGCUCCCUUGGCCUAUGAUCAGUAAGGCCUUGGAAGUUCAGGGAUUCCCUAUAUAUAUACGCUAAAUUAUAGAUAGUUAUCUGUCUUCACGAUCCAUCGAAUGUCAAACCAGAGAUGGUUCAAUCUGGAAAAGGAAAAUCACAGCAGGGAUUCCGCAAGGUUCUAUAUUGGGGCCUCUACUUUGGAAUAUCACUUUCGACGAAAUCCUUAGGAUUCAAAGGAACAGGGGGUGCCGUGUCAUUGGCUACGCAGA